Molecule: messenger RNA, 1477 nt
Organism: Drosophila hydei
Lineage: Eukaryota; Metazoa; Arthropoda; Insecta; Diptera; Drosophilidae
Product: U6 snRNA phosphodiesterase
Exons: 4
Coding region: 214-993 (259 amino acids)
Biological process (GO): U6 snRNA 3'-end processing
Cellular component (GO): nucleus
Molecular function (GO): 3'-5'-RNA exonuclease activity
Source: RefSeq, a predicted model, not a curated record
CCUGCAGUACAUCUUAAAAUAAACUCCAUAAAAGUUAAGAAAUCUUUGGCCCAAAUUUCUCUAGCUUCUACUUUUUAAACUUAAAAUGUAUGAUACUAAUAUGCAAUUGUAUCGUACGUGCUGGAGUUGUGUAGAGAAAAUCGAUUGGUGUUUUAAGUAUAUGGUCACAUUAUUAUUUGGACGCAAAAAUAGUAAACUUUAUAAUAACUUAUUAUGAAUAUUGUGGCUCUAGUGGAUUAUGACAGCAGCUCCAGCUCUGAAAACGAGGAAACAGAGACAAUAACUCAGAAAUCAGUCAGCUUAAAGAGAUCGGCUUUACCCACAGCUGCUUCCUUGCUGGGCGCCAAGAUAACAAAAUUAGAAAACAAUGAUGAAGAGGAUGACUUUGACAAUCCGACGUUACAUGGCGGACGCAUACGUAGCUUUAAACACGAACGCGGCAAUUGGGCAACAUUUGUUUAUGUACCCGCCCUCACUUGUGCGGAGCAGCUGAAGGAUUUUCAAUUGGAAGCGAUUGAGAGGCUUGCUCCACAAAUUGAGCUACAGUCUAAUGAAUCACUGCAUCUGAGCUUAAGCAAAACUGUGGUGCUACAAUAUCAUCAAAUUGACGAGUUUCAGCGAUCGCUGCAGCAGGCGCUUCACAGCUGUGUAAGGUUUAAUAGCACGCUGAAUUCGCUUGAAGUGUACACAAACGAAGAGCGCACAAGGACGUUUUUGGCGGUGCAGCUCGAUGCUGCAUAUACGAUUAAGAUGUCGGAACUUUUGAAUUGCGUGGAUUCGGUUAUGCGUGACUAUCGCCUGGAGCAGUUUUAUAAGAAGCCCUCAUUUCAUGUCAGUCUGCUGUGGUGCCUGGGCGAUCGACAGGCGAUGCUGCAAGAUAGGCUGCAGGAGCUGCAGCUUCUGCUCAAGGAGCAUGAGGCACUUAAGCUAGCAGUACAUGAGCUAUGCUGCAAAUGCGGCAAUAAGGAUUUUAUUUAUAAGCUAAAACAGUAGUGGAAACAGGAAAUGUUUCUUCAAAGGCUUAAUUAAGGCCUUUCUUCUUGUUGCCAUUGCCCUGCUUGGCCUGCUGUGCCUGUUCCUCGAUCAUGCGUUCUUCUUCAAGUUCCAGAAAACGUUGACGGCGUCGACCCAAUGGCGUUUUAGACCACCACGAUUCGAAAGCCUCCUCCUCCUCACGAUAGACGGGAUCUCGAGAACUGGAAUGAAUAUAUUAACAUUAACACAAGGCAACUUGAUCUAUACAUUUAUAUAUUCUCACCAGAGCACAUUAAUGAGCUCUGCAUUGGUUAGAGGCUGUGAUCGUAGCUGUAGCUUACGUUUGCAGGUCAUCACCUCGCGCAGACAAGCAUCAAUUGCGCCUAUGGUAUAGCCAUCCGAUAUUUUGGCCAUGGCACUGGUAUCCAAGUUGGAAAUGCCACCAGAGUAUUCGCUGAAAAAUAUUUGGUUUAUGAAACAACAGAAAAAUGGAUUACAGCGA